AUGAACGAUUCGUACGCAUUUCAGCGCUGGAAAUUGAGCAAAUUACUUAAAGAAAUUCCAGGACCGUACUUCGUUAUUGGGGACAACGCCGAUGUCGGUCGACCCAGUCAGCCCCUGAACCCGUUUUGCGGUCAAUUGUACGGGAGGUUCGCGCAUGGAACCACGGAGGGACGCUUGACUACGACAGGUCUGAAGUUGAGCUCGACAAUGGGAGAUUCGUCGAUUUAA
Messenger RNA from Phytophthora nicotianae INRA-310, 228 nucleotides. RefSeq lists its product as hypothetical. The transcript has 2 exons. The record is from RefSeq and is a predicted model, not a curated record. Lineage: Eukaryota; Oomycota; Peronosporomycetes; Peronosporales; Peronosporaceae. The coding region runs from base 1 to 228 and encodes 75 amino acids.